AUGGCCACGGGAGGCAUGGGAGGCUUCGGAGGCAUGGGUUGCUUCGGAGCUACCAUGGGAGGCAUGGGAGCACCGACGGGAGGCAUGGGAGCACCUAUGGGAGGCAAGGGUGGCUUCGGAGCAACCAUGGGCGGUAUGGGAGGCUUCAGAGCUACCAUGGGAGACAUGGGUGGCUUAGCAGCUACCAUGGGCAGCAUGGGAGGCACGAGCUUUGGCUCUCUCAUGAGAGGCAUGGGAGCACCUCCGGGUGACAUGGGUGGACACAUGUCUUUCGGUGUGCCUCACAUACCUUCGCAUGAUGCCGUUGGAGAUCUUGUGAACACCAUUCGAGCUCCCAAUGAUGAUGAGGCGCGCGACAAUGAAGAGGAGGGGGAAGAAUCGUCUUCGGAUGAGGAAGAAUCGGAGGAAGAAGAAGACGAUGAUGAUGUGGCAUGUUUGUGGAUGUGCCAUUUGUUCGUGUGA
Messenger RNA from Aegilops tauschii subsp. strangulata, 462 nucleotides. NCBI's taxonomy places the organism in Eukaryota, Viridiplantae, Streptophyta, Magnoliopsida, Poales, Poaceae. The record is from RefSeq and is a predicted model, not a curated record.